Molecule: messenger RNA, 2043 nt
Organism: Boeremia exigua
Lineage: Eukaryota; Fungi; Ascomycota; Dothideomycetes; Pleosporales; Didymellaceae
Product: major facilitator superfamily domain-containing protein
Exons: 1
Coding region: 292-1983 (563 amino acids)
Biological process (GO): transmembrane transport
Molecular function (GO): transmembrane transporter activity
Source: RefSeq, a predicted model, not a curated record
CUCGGUCCCCGAACAGGUCGACCGUGCUGAGUCUGUAUAAUCAGCGGGACCGGCGCAGCGGGAAGCUCGCACAAGGCAUCGUUCCGGUCAGCACACUGCCGAUCCUGCCGUGCCGCAGUUGUCUUAUCUAUGCAUGCCGUUCUAAACAAAGAAGUCUUAAAAGUGUCAGGCAGCGGUUCGCUAGUGUCAUGAGCUCAUUCACACGCAUCUAAACCUAUCACCCUCCGCAUCUUUUCCACAUCUCGUCAAAUCUUCUCUUCUAGCGAACGUUGCUUCGCGUUUGCAACGAUAAUGGCUAACCUUUCUUUCUCCACGAUCGACAGCACGGGGAAAGACGAAGAAUCAGCUCAUGUUUCCACCCACGAUGUCAACGAGAAACUCGCAAACCAAGGCACACAAGAGGAUUCAGCGCCGUUCAAACACACCUGGUCGCUGUGGUGCAUAUUCGCGGUCCUGUGUCUGUUUUCAUUCUUGUCGGCACUCGAUGGCACAAUCAUCACAACGUCGCUCCCUACAAUCACAGGCGCAAUCGGCGGCGGUAAUGACGGCCUGUAUGUCUGGAUCGCGCAGUGCUUCAUCUUCGCGUCUACUGCGCCGCAGCCACUAUACGGCCAACUUGCGAAUAUCUUCGGCCGACGCAAUCCCUUUCUCGUCGCUAUUGCGCUGUUCACUCUGGGCAGUGGAGUGUCCGGCGGUGCGUCAAGCCCUGCCAUGCUGAUUGCCGGCCGCACCGUACAAGGCACAGGAGCAGCUGGACUCUACGUGCUGUCAGACAUCAUCAUCUGCGAUCUUGUACCCCCGCGCUAUCGCGGACCGUAUCUCACUGCAGUCCUCUCGACAGCUGGGAUCGGUUCGACAAUCGGUCCAGUUAUCGGAGGCACGAUGGCAGAGAGCAACUGGCGGUGGAUCUUCUACCUCAACGUACCCAUCUCCGUCGUUGGAGCUAUUGUCCUCAUCCUCCUGUUGAAGGUCAAUUACGUGCGCAGCCCGACCUGGGCACAUGCUCUUGCGCGCGUUGACUAUCUUGGCGCUCUCAUCUUCAUUCCGUCCACCAUCUCCAUCUUCUAUGCGCUCAUCACCGGCGGCGUAGAGCAUCCCUGGUCUUCAUGGCGCGUCAUCCUCCCCCUUGUGCUCGGUAUACUGGGCUGGGUCCUGUACCACGUGCAGCAGUCCUACAGCGCGAAUCCCAGCACUCCGUCACACCUCUUCACAAAUCGAACCUCCAUCACCGGCUUUGCACUCGUAUUCCUCAGCUCGGUCGUCCUGUACACGAUCUCUUUCUUCCUGCCGAUCUACUUCCAGGGUGUCAAGCUUGUGUCACCACUCAUGUCUGGCGUCUACUACCUACCUUUCGCGCUGGCCAUCAUUCCAUUCGCAGGCUUCUCGGGCUGGGCGUUGUCGAAAUGGGGCCAGUACAUUCCCCUGCACUACGCCGGCACGGCGCUCGUAGCCACCGGCGCAGGGCUUCUCGCGACACUCGACGGCGAAUCCUCGCACGCUGCGUGGAUAGGCCUCCAGAUCAUUCCCUCUGCAGGCAUCGCAAUGAUCUACACAGCAGCCCUUCCGAGCACGCUGGCACCACUCAAAGAAGAGGACGUUGCCACCGCCACCGCCACCUACUCGUUCAUCCGCUCCUUCGGCUUCGUCUGGGGCGUGACUAUGGGCGGCAUCGUGUUCAACGGGCAGAUCAACGCCCGCGUGCAUCUCGUGCAGGACGAAGGCCUCCAGGCGUCGCUGCGGAACGGUGCCGCAUACGCGUUUGCUGCAGGUGGUGAGCGGCUGAGCGAGAUUGCCAGCUCGGAGACGUUGGAGCAGGUGAUCAGCGUGUAUGCAGGCGCCUUGAGGGCCGUGUGGUUUGUGGUCAUGGGCGUUGGGCUACUGGCGUUUGUGCUCGUGCCGCUGCAGAGGGCGAUUGAACUGAAGAAGGAGAAUAAUACGUCGUUUAAUAUGGAGACUAAGGAUACUGGUAGUACCGAGGUGUGACGAGUUGUAAGACUUGCAGAAUGACGAGAUUCAGAAGCAUUAAGAAGCAUUAAUACAUUG